This is a messenger RNA of Pocillopora verrucosa, 1398 nucleotides long. Its product is annotated as leucine-rich repeat-containing protein 74A-like. Gene Ontology annotation, molecular function: protein binding; calcium ion binding. The record is from RefSeq and is a predicted model, not a curated record. NCBI's taxonomy places the organism in Eukaryota, Metazoa, Cnidaria, Anthozoa, Scleractinia, Pocilloporidae.
AUGGACGAGGCACCAGAAUCAGGACAAUUUAUUGGCAGUGAGGCCGAUUUCAAUUCGGAGCUGCCCAAUGACGAAGACUGGGACACAGACUUGGAAGAUUCAUGCCCAGAGAAAAUCAGCAAUAUUUCUCAAGAGCAGAUAUACUUAGCAGCUUGUAAAAAGCUGGGAGUACCUCCAGCAUCAAACUUCAUUAAACAAAUGGGAAGUACUAAAGUUGACCUUCGACAUUAUGGUCUCCUAGAUCAGGGGUUGCUCGCAGUCUGCCAUGCUCUAAACCGAAACAUAACAGUGACCACGUUAAAUCUUCAUGACAACGGAAUAACCAAAACAGGUGCUCAAGGCCUUGCAUCUCUUCUUGAGGAGAACUGCUUUCUAACUGACCUUGACAUUUCUGGAAAUGAUAUCGGUGUCGAAGGUAGCCAAGCUAUGGAGCGUAUGCUUAAGAACACUUCUUCACUUAGACAGCUACACGUUUCAAACAUUUGCAGAAAUGGUGGCCAUAUUCUUCCUCUCCUAGAGGGACUCAAAGAAAAUUAUUACUUGAAAGUUCUUGACUUGAGCCAUAAUUGCCUAAACGAUGAAGGAGCUGCUACUUUAGGCUCAAUAUUGUGCGAGACAAGUUCACUAGAAUUUCUUAAUGUGCGAUGGAAUAACAUAACCGCCCAAGGGGCAGCGGAUCUCAUAAAUGGCCUUCGAGAUUGUUACACUUUGAAGGAGCUCGACUUUUCUUGGAAUAGCUUGUCUGGGGAAGGAGCACAAGCCUUGAGAGUUGCACUCGAGGCAAAUGAGUCACUGCUGCAUCUGGAUGUUACCAACACGUCAAUUCGGCUGCCUGAGGCAAAGAUCAUCGCGAAGGGCUUGAAAAGAAACAAGACUCUCCAGGUGCUGUACAUUGGAAAUAAUCCGUACUUGAGUAAGGGUGUGCAUGCGCUCUUAAAAGCAAUUCGCCGAAAUCACGAGAGUGCCCUCGAAGAGCUUCAUCUACAGGGGAUGGCUCUUGACAGAGAUUGUCAUAAAGAGCUGGAAGAUGUGAUCCAAAAGAGGCCCAACUUUAACUGCACCUGGCAAAUAAGUAUCCAGGGAGGUCAAGCUAGGGACCUUAUGAGCCCAGAAAAAGCCUCGCCAUUGGAUGUAUUUGUGCGCUUCGCCCGCAACAGUGGACUGCGAAUGAUGGACAUGUUCAAAGAGCUUUCUGGUAAGCGCGACACGAUUGUGGAAGAGGAUUUUAUCGCAGGCCUGAAGAAAAUGAACAUUAGCAUGACAAAGGCUGAUUUAAAGACUGUGUUUUCCAUUCUGGAUGUCAAUGGAGACGGAAAGUUACAGUUCCAUGAAUUUCCCAACCUUGUCGCCCUAAAGCUGCAUGAACAGACUCUCGAACGAACAAAACUGAAUAUUUAA